AUGCCCUCCAUCUCUUCUUUCACUUCCGCUCUUGGGCUUCUGUCCCUUCUUCCCGCAGCGCGGGCAGGCUGGAAUCAGAACAGCAAUGACAACAUUGUCGUCUACUGGGGUCAAAACUCCGGCAGCGUUGGCCAGAAUCGCCUCUCAUACUACUGCCAGAAUGCCCCUGAUGUCGAUGUCAUCAACAUCUCCUUCAUGGUUGGCAUCACUAACCUCAACCUCAACCUCGCCAACGUUGGAAACAACUGCACGGCUUUCCCACAGGCUCCCAACCUGCUCAACUGCCCCCAGGUGGCGGCAGACAUCAUCGAGUGCCAACAGACCUAUGGAAAGACGAUCAUGAUGAGUCUGUUUGGCUCCACGUACAGUGAAAGUGGUUUCAGCUCAUCAUCGGCCGCCGUGGCGGCUGCCCAAGAGAUUUGGGCUAUGUACGGUCCCGUUCAGAGCGGCAACAGCACUCCCCGACCAUUCGGCGACGCUGUUGUUGACGGCUUCGACUUUGAUCUCGAGGACCCCAUUGAGAACAACAUGGAGCCCUUCGCUGCUGAGCUGCGAAGCUUGAUUGAUGCUAGCACCUCCAAGAAGUUCUAUCUCUCGGCUGCUCCUCAGUGCCCCUACCCCGACGUGUCUGACGAGUCGUUCCUCGACGGCCAGGUCCCUUUCGACUGGGUCAAUGUUCAGUUCUACAACAACGGCUGCGGUGUCUCUCACUACCCUGCUGACUUCAACUGGGCCACCUGGGACAACUGGGCCAAGACCGUCAGCGCCAACAAGAACGCAAAGGUCCUCAUUGGAACCCCCGCCAAUGUCGGCGGUGCCAACGCUGGAUCUUUCCCUACCGACUCCCAGCUCUCUGGAGCCAUCUCUCUCGCCAAGGGCUCUUCCAGCUUUGGCGGUGUCAUGCUGUGGGAUAUGGCUCAGCUAUUCACCAACCAGGGAUACCUGGCCAAGAUCGUGGCCGAUCUCGGCAGCGCUUCAUCUCCUCCUCCCCCGGCCUCUACCACUCUUCAGACUAUCACCCGGUCGUCCACUGCCAGUACCGGACCUACCAACCCUCCCUCUGGCGGUUCUGUUCCCCAAUGGGGCCAGUGCGGCGGCAAUGGUUACACGGGCCCGACUCAGUGCCAGGCUCCUUACAAGUGCGUCGCCACGUCGGAGUGGUGGUCUUCAUGUCAGUAA
Molecule: messenger RNA, 1179 nt
Organism: Trichoderma reesei QM6a
Lineage: Eukaryota; Fungi; Ascomycota; Sordariomycetes; Hypocreales; Hypocreaceae
Gene: chi18-17
Product: glycoside hydrolase family 18, chitinase
Exons: 3
Coding region: 1-1179 (392 amino acids)
Biological process (GO): carbohydrate metabolic process
Cellular component (GO): extracellular region
Molecular function (GO): cellulose binding; chitinase activity
Source: RefSeq, a predicted model, not a curated record